AUGGAUCUGUUUGGAGAUAUAGAUGACAUUUCUUCAGAGAGCGAUGAGGACCAGAGAACACCUGUUCCAAGACAGCCUGUAAGCUGUGUCUACCAAACGCAGAGCACAGCUGGAACAUCCCUCCUGUCUCUUCACGAUCUCCCAUUCUGACCCCUCCCUUAGGGCGGACGUGGAGUACCUCCGAACCAGCAUGUGGAACGGCGAAUCUCUGAAACCAGAAUAAAAAUAGAAAUUCCCAGCAUCAACUCUGACUUAGGAAACGAAUUGUAUUUUGUUAAACUACCAAGAUUUCUCAGGAUAGAACCCAAACCUUUUGACCCUCAGCUUUAUGAAGAUGAAUUUGAAGAUGAGAAAGUGCUUUAUGAAGAAGACAAAACUAGGUUAAAAUUAAAGGUGGAAAAUACUAUACGCUGGAGGAUAUGCCGGGAUGAAGAAGGGUCUAAAAUUAAAGAAAGCAAUGCUCGCAUAGUUAAGUGGUCAGAUGGAAGCAUGUCCCUGCAUUUAGGCAGUGAAGUGUUUGAUAUCUACAAGGCCCCACUGCAGGACAACCACAACCAGCUGUUUAUACGGGAAGACACUGGUCUCCGGGGACAAGCCAUCUUUAAAUCCAGACUUACUUUUAGACCUCACUGUACAGACAGUGCCACAUAUAAAAAGAUGACCCUUUCAUUUGGGAACAGAAGCUCAAAGACACAGAUUCGAAUCUUACCGAUGGCUGGUCGUGACCCUGAGUGGCCUCGCACAGAUUUGAUUCAGGCAUGUCGGAAAAAAGAACGUGCCAGGGUGUCUACACAACGGAACUUCCAUUUGAAGAAGAAGAACCAGCCAGGUCCAAGUUCCACCAUUCAGCAGCCUGACAGUGAUUAUGAGGAAGAGGAGGAAGGAGAAGAGGAGGAAGGCAAGGCCUCCAGCCCAGUUACCAUUAAAAACCAUUACCCAGGAGCAGUCCACAAGAAACAAGCCCAGCCUUCCUCGGCCAGUGAUGAUGAAGGAUCUGAAGAAGAUAAGGCCAGAAGACUACUUAAAGCCAAGAAACUUGUGAGUGACAUGGGAGAUGAGCCCUCCAGAAAGAGGCCAAGGGAUGAAGAGGAAGAGUGAAAUGUAAAAAGAAAUGUCCACUGGUGUCUAUCAAAUCCAAGUCCUUAGUUUUCUGUUUGUGUUGGGACUGAACCGAGGGCGCCCAUCUGCAGGGCAUGCAUUAGACUGCUUAGGGACACUCCAACUGCUCAAAUGUAAAGCAAGAAUGAUUGUUUUGACCCACAUGAGCCAAAGAGAUGGGCCAUGCAGAAACCAUUGGGUUUUUCUGUUUGUUUGUUUUUGAGAUGAGAUCUUACCAUGUAGCCCUGACUGGCCUGGGACUUGCUAGAUAGACUAGGCUGGCCUGGA
Molecule: messenger RNA, 1386 nt
Organism: Cricetulus griseus (Chinese hamster)
Lineage: Eukaryota; Metazoa; Chordata; Mammalia; Rodentia; Cricetidae
Source: RefSeq, a predicted model, not a curated record